This is a messenger RNA of Microdochium trichocladiopsis, 1008 nucleotides long. RefSeq lists its product as uncharacterized. The record is from RefSeq and is a predicted model, not a curated record. Lineage: Eukaryota; Fungi; Ascomycota; Sordariomycetes; Xylariales; Microdochiaceae. The transcript is spliced from 3 exons. The annotation marks the transcript as partial.
CAGCCACUGCUCGUCCACCUCAACGGCGACACGACGUGGCUGCUCCAGGUGCCCGUGCCCACACAGCAACAACAACAACAACAACAGCAACAACUGUCAUCUCCUUCCCAUGGCAGGUCACACUUCAACAUCCUGCUCGACCCGUGGUUGCAGGGCCCCCAGUCCGACGUCGCCAGCUGGUUCUCGACCCAGUGGCACGUCGUCGCCCCUUCGGUCCAGACCAUAGCUGAGCUCCAGGCCAUCCUGGGCCAGCUCGAGACGAGGGGGGACGACGACACCAGUGACAACAACUCGUCGUCAUACAUUGACGCCGUCGCCAUCUCGCACGAGUUUACAGACCACUGCCACGAGGCCACCCUGCGCGAGCUGCCCCCAGCCACCCCCGUCUUCGCGACAGAUAAGGCCGCAGACCUCAUCCGCUCUUGGAAGCACUUUGACACCGUCGUCACCACGCCAGGCUAUUCCUUUGCAUCGUCCUCUGAUGAUGGCGAUGACAACUCCUCCGCAAAAGAGGACUGGCACCAGGUCCUCAGCGUGGCCCCGCUGCCGCCGUGGCUCGGCAUCGGCAGGGUCGUGACCCCGGGCAACUCGCUCUACUACCACUCGGCCGUCGUCGUCCAACACCAAAACCACCCAGCAGAAGCAGUCAUCUACUCCCCGCACGGCAUCAGCCCCUCCGACCUCGCCGGCCUGGGGGCCGCCAGGAACUCUCGUCAGAUCAGCACCCUGGCCCUGCUGCACGGCCUGCACGACGUCCGCAUCUGGAUGACCAAGCAGCUCAACCUGGGCGCGCACAACGGGCUCGGCGCGGUCCGCUCCUCGGGGGCCAGGUACUGGGUCGCCACGCACGACGAGGUGAAAACUGGGGGUGGGUUCAUCGCGCCGCUGCUGAGGAGGGUGCAGUGGACGGUGGGGGACGCGGUGGCGGCGGCUGUUGGGCGUGGGCACGGUGAUAAGGGUGACGGGUAUCUGUUUGUUGAGCUCGGCUCUGGAGACGGGCUGGUGCUC